UUCAGCGCCCUGCGCCCAAGCUCCAGCUCCGAUCCGUAACCCAAACAAACGACACCUUGGGCUUGGAGCCUACUGUGCCACCGGCCCGCCCACGAGACCCCGCGGCCAUGUCCAUCCCGCGGCUCCUCCUCCUCGCCGUCCUCGCCGCCGCCGCUGCGUGCGCGCCCGCGCACGCCGCCGGCGCCGGCGCCUGCGCGGCGGAGAAGUUCUCGGGCAACCGCGCGUUCGCGGCGUGCGCCGACCUGGCCCGCCUGGGCGCGUCGCUGCACUGGUCCUACGACGCCGCGGCGGCGUCCCUGUCCGUGGCGUUCCUGGCGGCCCCGCCUUCCGCGGGCGGCUGGGUCGCCUGGGGCCUCAACCCCAGGGCGCAGAGCAUGGACGGCACGCAGGCGCUGGUCGCCGUCCCCAGCUCCGGCGGCGGCGGCGCGUACGAGGUGCAGACCUACAGCAUCUCCGGGACCUCGCUCGGCGCCCCGGGCCCGCUCUCCGCCUACCGGACGUCGGGCCUCGCCGCCGAGGUCGGCGGCGACGGCCGCGUCCGCGUGUUCGCGACCCUCGUGCUCCCCAACGGCACGGGCGCCGAGGUCAACCACGUCUGGCAGGUCGGGCCCUACUCCGGCGGGAUCCAGAUACACGACACCAAGGGCGACAACAUGAACGCCAAGGGGACGCUCAACCUUCUAACCGGCGCCACUGCCGCCGCCAGCGGAGGGGGCAGCAUCAUCAGGAAGAAAAAUACUCAUGGGAUCCUGAAUGCGGUGAGCUGGGGGCUUCUGCUGCCCAUGGGAGCCAUCUUCGCGAGAUACCUCAAGACGUUCAGGUCGGCUGACCCGGCGUGGUUCUACCUGCACGUCGCUUGCCAGCUGCUCGGGUACGGCGUCGGGGUGUCCGGCUGGGCGACCGGCAUCCAUCUCGGAAACCUGUCCAAGGGGAUCACCUACUCGCUCCACAGGAACAUCGGGAUCACAGUCUUCGCUCUCGGCACUCUGCAGAUCUUCGCGCUCUUCCUGAGGCCGAAGAAGGACCACAAGUACCGGGUGUACUGGAACGCCUACCACCACUCGGUCGGCUACACCGUCAUCGUGCUGGGCGUCGUCAACAUCUUCAAGGGCAUGGCCAUCCUCGACGUGGAGCAGAGGUGGAAGACGGGCUACAUCGCCGCCAUCUCCGUCCUCGGCGCCGUCGCCGUGGCCCUGGAGGCCGUCACGUGGGGCGUCGUUCUGAGGCGGAGGAAGGAGGAAAGCAAGAGCUACAACGGCACCUCUAACGGCGGCCGCUUGCCGCUGUCUAUGUAGCUCGUCGCCAUGUAUCUCCAUCAUCUGGAGAGGCAGCAAACAGCCGUGCGACUGGCUGGCGCUGGCGCGCUUCUUUCCCAUCGUGUUUUCGUUACACAUACAUGCAUGCUAAUCUAGACCGGUAGUAGUUCACAUAGUACUUCGUUACAUGUAUACAGUUUACUUCAA
Molecule: messenger RNA, 1463 nt
Organism: Zea mays
Lineage: Eukaryota; Viridiplantae; Streptophyta; Magnoliopsida; Poales; Poaceae
Exons: 3
Coding region: 108-1295 (395 amino acids)
Source: RefSeq, marked validated